Caretta caretta (loggerhead turtle) is the source of this 5401-nucleotide messenger RNA. RefSeq names its product PDZ and LIM domain 5 (gene PDLIM5). The record is from RefSeq and is a predicted model, not a curated record. NCBI's taxonomy places the organism in Eukaryota, Metazoa, Chordata, Testudines, Cheloniidae. Gene Ontology annotation, molecular function: actin binding; muscle alpha-actinin binding. Gene Ontology annotation, cellular component: adherens junction; stress fiber; Z disc. Gene Ontology annotation, biological process: heart development; actin cytoskeleton organization; muscle structure development.
CAGGGCUUCCUUCUCUCUCGGCUGGAGCGCGGAGAACUUCCCCAUCCCCCCUGGGCCGCGGGGGAGGAGCAGAGCGAGGCGGAAGUGAGAACGAGCCCCGCGGGACGCAGCCCCAGCCUCUCACACGAGCUGCGAGCUCCGUGCCUCUCGCCUGGGCGUCCGGCUCCGCGCGGCGGCUGCAGCCUCCCAGACACUUACCUGGAAUUAGACCUUCAGCAUCCAACACCAUGAGCAACUACAGUGUGUCUUUGGUCGGCCCUGCUCCUUGGGGUUUUAGGCUUCAAGGUGGAAAAGACUUCAACAUGCCUUUGACCAUCUCUAGGUUAAGCGAUGGUGGCAAGGCAGCUAGAGCCCAGGUGGGGAUAGGUGAUGUGGUUCUCACCAUUGAUGGGACAAGUACAGACGGGAUGACUCAUCUGGAAGCACAAAACAAGAUCAAGGCCUGUACAGGCAACUUGAACAUGAAUCUGCAAAGAGCGCACUCUGCACCAAAGCCCGAUCCUGUUCCUGUACAAAAGGGAGAACCUAAAGAAGUAGUUAAGCCUGUGCCUAUUGCAUCUGCUGUUGCACCCAAAGUCACUUCCACAGUGAACAUGGCCUACAAUAAGACACCAAGGCCAUUUGGAGCUGUAUCUUCCUCAAAAGUCACUUCCAUUCCAUCACCGUCAUCUGCCUUCACCCCAGCCCAUGCGACUGUUCCGUCAUGUGCUUCCCCUCAACCAUUGGCCACUGUCACUCCUCCCCCAUUCACUGCAUCUGGACUGCAUGUUAAUGCCAAAUCCAGUACUGACCAGCGUUCACCUGCACUGAAUGCUGCUAAAGCUGCAGUUAAUGUCCCAUGGCAGCCUAACACAUACAAUACAACCCUGAACACGUAUUCCAACGACAAUGUCCAGGAUGUGGCAGAGGGACAAAGAAGAGGAUUCAAAGAGAGCCAGGUUGACAAUAAACAGCAAAAUGGUCCACCAAGGAAGCACAUUGUGGAUACCUAUACAGAGUUUUACCACACACCCACUCAUAGAGAUGCCAGCAAAAAAAGAUUGAUUGAAGAUACUGAAGAUUGGCACCCAAGGACAGGAACUACCCAAUCACGUUCUUUUCGGAUCCUUGCCCAAAUCACCGGCACUGAACACAUGAAAGAACCAGAAACUGAGACUACAAAGAAAACUAAGGAGAGUCAAACAGAAAAUGGAGACCCCAGCCUCCAGUUUGCCUUGGGAAAGGUGAAAAAAGCUACUUCACAUUGGCCAAUCUGGAGCGUGUCUGUAGAUCUACCAAAUGGAAUAGAAGCCCAGAAUUCCUCUUUAGAUCUAAAACAUUCAGUAGCUACUCAGACCAUUGAGAUGACGCCUGCAUCAGAACCUCCGUCAACACCAUUACCAGCUAUGAGACCAGAAUCUACGUCAGACAGUUUGCCGUUAGCCAAGUCUUCACCUGUCAGUGUUCCCUCUCCCAGACUUCCUGAUCAUGUCUCAAGUUCACCCCAUGGGAGAAAACUCUUGUUUGACAAUCCUUUGGAAGCCUUACCUAAGUGUGCACCUCAUCCACCUGCUGUUGUUCAGGUUUUAAGUGUCAGUAGCCAAGUAGCCACAGUGUCUAAAGUGGCAUCUACUUACACUAGGAAAAUAACUCAAUCUGCAGAGUUGAGUGCUCCAGGUCCAGCAAGCUUAAUGACAAAUGAAACUGGUGCAGAAAGUUCUCUAUCUGAUAAGCACACAGUAGCUACACAGACCUCUGAGCCACCCUUGCUCACAAUUGCAUCAAUGGAGCCACCUUGUACAGUCCAAGAUGUGGAAUCCAUUCCUUCGGUGCUUCCUGUUCCUGUCAGCUUCAACACUAGAAAAGCACUGCCUGAAAAUCCAUUGGAAGAUCUGCCAAAGUUUUCUCCCAUCCCUGUUCCUUCUCCUGCCCGGCAGAGCUCAAAAGUUAUGAGCAGCGCUGCGGCUGCCGUGUCUGCUGCCGUCGCUGUACGGGCCAGACUCUCCGAUCCUAAUGUCUACCGUUCGCUCUUGGAUGCCCUUCUCAUCACCCCUAUCACUAAACCACCGCCUCUACAAAGUGUCAGGCCCUCAAGGAAAUCAGCGAGUGCUUUGGAGUUGCAAAAGAAAGAGAGUGAUUCCCUGGAGGCUUCACAGCCUGUUGCUUAUGCCGCUGCCUCAGUGAGGAGCAUGCCUGUAAGUCCAGACAAAACUGACACCAAACCAGCUGCAGCCAAUAUCACAUCUGCUACAGCCUUUAAACCAACCGGACCUCAGAGUGCUAUCAAAUACUCAGGUUGGCAACCUUCGAACCAAGCAGCUCCUGCAAGUGGAUGGAUAUCCAACAAUAUGACACCGUCUGGCGCGACUGCACCAAGCGAUAAGUCUGUGACUCCGCCUCAACUAACAGAGCAAGACACUUUGGUGCAGAGAGCAGAGCAUAUUCCAGCAGGAAAGCGCACUCCUAUGUGUGCUCAGUGUAACCAGGUCAUUAGGGGUCCUUUCCUGGUGGCUUUGGGGAAAUCCUGGCAUCCAGAGGAGUUUAACUGUGCUCACUGCAGAACCUCUAUGGCUUACGUUGGGUUUGUGGAAGAGAAGGGGGCUCUCUAUUGCGAGAUCUGCUAUGAGAAGUUCUUUGCCCCUGAAUGUUCUCGAUGCCAGAGGAAGAUACUUGGAGAAGUAAUCAAUGCUUUGAAACAAACUUGGCAUGUUUCCUGUUUCGUAUGUGUGGCCUGCCAUAAUCCCAUUCGCAAUAAUGUCUUCCAUUUGGAAGAUGGGGAUCCCUAUUGUGAGACAGAUUACUAUGCCCUCUUUGGUACCAUGUGCUAUGGUUGUGAAUUCCCCAUUGAAGCUGGAGACAGAUUUCUUGAAGCCCUGGGCCACACCUGGCACGACACCUGCUUUGUGUGCUCGGUCUGUUGUGACAGUUUGGAGGGUCAGACGUUCUUCUCUAAAAAGGAUAAGCCCCUGUGCAAGAAGCAUGCUCACUCAGUGAACUUCUGAAGCUUAGGCCACGUAUCGUUAACAAACAUAAGGAAUGGAGAAGGUUGAAUUUCAUCAGAUGUCCAUUUUCAAUCGGCUAAUAAACUAUUUAUAUAAGAUUUUAGAAUGGAAGAGAAAAGUGGGAACUUUGGGCUUUUUACAUAGGAAGGUUGAGAGUGUUUAUCAGUGAACAUUUUUGAAUCAGUAAAAAGAGAAGGAGGGAGAUCUGUAUUCCAAGAGUAAAUUAUUGAGUGUAAAAAUACACACCUCACAGCAUAUUACUGUAUUGAUCUCAUGAUUUUUUUUAUGGCCAAGGUUAUAUUUGUUUAAAUAUCAGAAAUGGGGCUUCCAGGUUUAGAGAGGUGAUAAAAUGAAACUUGCUUUUGCUGGUAUUCGGGGGGAAGGGGGAAGCAUCAGAUAUAUAUUCAUCAUUUUAUAGGAAAGAAUUUUAAAAAAAAAAGGAAUGAAAUCAAAGAUAAAAAUUGGGGUAUGUGGGUCAUAAUUAAUGCACGAAAUCUUUGCUGUGAUAACCAUAUUCCGUAAGCCCAGGUUAUGUUUAUAUGGCGUUUUUGUCUUUGGUAAUCAAGUCUUGAGCAGAUCUGCAAAGAGCAUGGCAGAGAUUUUUACAUGGCCACCAAAUGGUGGAAUUGCUACUGUGCUGGAAAAUAGGCAUCAAAAAGAUGCCCUUUGAGCCACUAGAGAAAACACAUGGGACCUACUCUUCAAAAUGUGGCACAUACCACCAAAAUGCUCGCCAAUAAAAGUCAGGGUGUGAAAUUGCAUCUUAAGGUACUCAGUAGUCCUACACUUUAACUUCCAGUAGUAUGGAGGCAAUGUUGUAAAGCAGCUUAAAAUAUUUACAGUUUUCUAGAUAUUGGUGGGUUGGACUAAAACACCAGAGCGGGGAGGAGACUGGGCAAUUUUUAAGGCUCAGAAAAUAAUUUUAGUAGGACUGAUAUUGCUUUUGAAACAACUAGAGUCUGAAGAGCUGGGGCUCAAAUAAAUACUUCUAGUGGAGAUACUGUACUCAGCACAUGUUUGGGAAGGGGAUGGAUGCGGACAGGUUUAAAAUGUACUGUAGUUUCUGCAAGUGAAAAUGUGUAUUUUAGAGGAGGAGAGAUGAAAAACUUUUCAAUAGAUUCCCCCGCCCCCUCCGGCCGCUUGGAAUUAUACUGCAGUUAACUCACAUUAAACAUUUAUUGUAGUGAUUCUUCUUAACCUCCUAUCCCCCCACCCCUUUGUGGACCAGGAUUUGGAAUUUCCCAGUUGCUAAGAAAUUCUAGACCCACAGUCUGGAGGGGCUAAUACUGCUGCGUUAUGCAGCAGUUUUAUCCUUUAAUUUGUGCUUUGUCUAUUUGUAUUAUAAACACACGCGCGCGCGCUUCGAACCUAAAGUCACUGUUAAGUAAUUAAUAUUAAAUGGUGAAACAAGUUAUAUAAACAAGCACACACAAAAAGGAACUAUAUGAUUAUUAAUGUUUUUAAUAGGUGAGAUUCUAGUAGGGCACUUUAUAAGGAAUGCUGUAUCUCUCACUGAAUAUUUAUUAUUUUGGUUAGGAAUAUUCCACAUUGGUAUCUUUUUGAUUUCACUUUUAAGGAAGCCUAGCUUAUUUACUUCCAGAAUUUUUAGGGGUCUAUUUUUUUUUUUGACUGCAGGCUUGAUGUAGUUCAACUGGGGACUUUACAACUUCCAAAAGUAUUUUUCAUGUGGGAUAUCCUCAACAAACAGUGUUCUGCUUUUGAGCAAAUGUGAGAAUCAUCUAGGGUCAAUCCUGCCUUCUGGAACAUAGCAGAUGUAUCAGAAACUGCAUUAUAACUUAGAAAAUCAGCAACUGUGCUUUUUACGUGCAUGCUCUGUAAGUGAUUUCUCAAAAUAUGCCUGUUGGAGGGCAGGACUGAAUUUAAAUGUUUUGAGGUGAAAGUGGGUUUAGAGGUGCAUAAUUGAACCAUGAUGGCAGACUUUUCCGAGUUCAGUUACAUCAAGCCGACAGCUUUAUCUGUAAAUAUAAUAAUGAAUGCUUAAUAGAACAUUAUCACAAUUUUAAAGGUAAUUGCUGGGUAGUGGGUGCAAUAUGUGUUGAUCCAUUCAGUAGUCUUUCCCUGCUGUGUGUGCUGAAACAAUAGCAUUUUCUAUUCAUAUGAAUGGUUUUGCAAACAGCAGUAAAGGGAAAAUACUUCCAUUUACAGAUUACAGUUGCUCAAACCUCUCUGUUUUUUGCCUUGUUUUGUUUAAAAAAAAAUGAGUUAAAGAAGCCUGGUGAUUUGCUUGCUUGCUUUCUUUAUGCUUUUGCUUCUACUUUUGACUUCACAUUUGCAAAUUUCAUAAGACAAACUCUGUUCCUGUUACCAGUUUUGAUCCUAAAUAAAGAUGUAUGAAAAGCAGUCUGGAAAGCAAUAUCAUGAUGUAUACGUAUUAAUAAACAGCUUUGGAGUUAUAUUUA